AUUUUCAUAAAAUAUACUGUUGGUGGUAUAGCCACAACAGCUAAAAGCAAAAUGUGGAUUCUCAUCUCUCUUGCUGUUGUUUGCCUAACAUCGGGGUUUGAAUUUGAUGUUCGAAUGCCCAAUGUCAAACCUCAGGAGAGAGAUACAUAUCUGUGUAAACAGAUAAAAAUGGGUGAAUUAACCGAGUACAUUACCAAGUUUAGACCGCAUGCUAAGGCAGCUACCGCUCACCAUAUGUUACUCUAUUCUUGCAUUGAACCAGGAAGCGAUGAAGAAGUUUGGGAUUGUGGCGAAAUGAUGCAGAGAAAGAGUACGCAUUACAACAAGGCUCCCGUUUGUCAAUCGGGAUCAAAGAUCAUAUAUGCUUGGGCAAUGAAUGCAGGAGACUUGAAAUUACCGAACGAUGUUUCUUUUGCGGUAGGUGGAAAUACAGAAUCUAAAUAUUUAGUACUACAAGUUCAUUAUAAGAGCGUUGAAAAAUUCUUAAGUGGUAAAUAUGGAGAUAAUUCCGGUAUAAUAAUAGAAGCUUCUCCAGUCCCAACAAAUCAUCUGGCUGGAGUCUAUCUUAUGGGUACAGGUGGAGAAAUUAAACCUCAUUCUAUCACUUAUAUGGAGACCGCUUGCUUAUACAAGGAACCUGAAAAUGUUGUCAUGUAUCCUUUUGCUUAUAGAGUCCAUGCCCACACACAUGGUAGAGUUGUUUCCGGUUAUCGAAUUCGGAAUGGCAUUUGGACUGAAAUAGGACGUAUGGAUCCGCGCCAAGAGGAGAUGUUCUACAAUAUUUCAAGUCCUAGAAUGACAAUUAAGAGAGGAGAUGUAUUGGCUGCAAGAUGUACAAUGGAAAACUUGGAUAAUGAUAAAACUGUUAGAAUCGGCAUGACACAGGAUGAUGAAAUGUGCAACUUUUAUAUCAUGUAUUACUUAAAUGCAAAUCAAAAAUUAUCCAGUGACAACUGCUGGACUCCCGGCCCACCAAAUUACUAUUGGAAUUUCCCCGCAGCUGAUGCCGUUCCCGAGUCUGCCAGCACUCAUCCAAAGACCAAGCAACAUUAUUCAUCGAAUUAA
This is a messenger RNA of Dimorphilus gyrociliatus, 1065 nucleotides long. NCBI's taxonomy places the organism in Eukaryota, Metazoa, Annelida, Polychaeta, Dinophilidae. The record is from the annotation of a GenBank genome assembly.